GCCUCCAAAAGCAUCUUCCUGAUGCCGAAGGAGACGGCGCAGCAGACGUCCCCGGAGCUUUGGCCGCAGGCGCCAGCACAGCUGAGCAGCCAGCCGAACCUGCCAAAGCCGAGCUCGACAGUGGCCACACAGACCGACACGGUGCUGGGGCCUUCCGAGCUGAGCCCCGAGGUCCCGAGGGGCGACUGGGCGGCGGGAGUUCAGCACGAGGUGCGCGAGCCAAGGCCGAGCGUCGAGCAGGACCCGAGCCCGCAUCGCGCAGCUACUCAGCAGGGCUUAGUGUUGGCGGCCGAUCCCAGGUCCAAGAGCAAGCCGGGCCAGGGCCCUGCCCCGAGCCUCACAGAGGGCAUGACGCCCUCGACCUCCACCGCUUCCUUGCCACACCGCGGAGCCUUCGCUAGCGUGAGCUCUGCGAUGCUGCCGUCCGCCAGCGGGUCCUCCAUUCAGGCUUCGCACAACCAAUCACUGGAGCUGCCACCCGAACCGGAGGCCAUCCGAUCACAACCAAACUUGCGCUCUCACGAGUCCAUCUCCCCGGUGGCAGAAACUCGCCUCGCGAAGCGCAAGAGCUUGGAGGACCUCGGCUUCGUGGCCUCCCCAGACCGCCUGGGCCGCGACCGCGAGCGCCUGAGCCGCGAGCGCGAGCUGGCGGUGAGUCCCAGCCGCCAGGUGAGCCACGUGAGCCAGGAGAGCCAUGAGCUGGAGAUCCUGGAAGCCAAGCAGCAGUUCGUCCGGCAGAUUUCGGAGUCCAUCGGGCAGCAGGCGGCGGCGGCGCAGCUGGGCCCCGCAGAGGCGGCGAAGAGCGCGGCGCAGGCGGCGCAGCGCGGCGCCGCGGAGCAGGGCCUCUCCAAGGAGGAGGCGGUGGAGGUGGCCGCCAGCUGUGCUGGCCUGGCCGCCGCAGAGGCUGCAGUUCAGCUGGGCUACAGUCCGGAGGAGGCUGCGCUCACGGCCACCGAACAAACCAGCUCGACAGCUUCGGCCUUGGGCCUGAACAGGGGCCAGGCGCUGCAGAGCGCCGCCCACGCCGUGGGGGCCGUCAUCGGCAAAGCCGCCGCCGAGAGCCAUUGGAACCCGGCAGACGCUGCGGGCCAUGCCGCCAACACACUGCGGAAGUUCAUCGAUGCCAACGAUGCUCACGACAACCUCAUCCAAACCACGGCCACCGCCACGCACGAGGCGGCGCGCGCGGUGGCGCUGGCCCAAGGGGCGCCGCCGGCGCUGGCGCACCAAAUCGGCGCGGAGGAGGCCUCGCGGAUCACCUCGCAGCUGGUGCAUCAGAAGCUCCGCUUCGCGGCCACCUCCGCGGUGGCCGCCGCCAGCCCCGGAGCCGGAGCCGGAGAUGCGGGCGCCUCCCGCUUCGUGGCCUCCGUGCCACGAAACACUGGGAGCCGCGGCAGCGAGGGAUCUUCCUCAAGAUCCUCCAGACCCUCCACCAAGGAAAGGCCUAUGUCCAAAGGCUUGGGCCUGCCAGAGGCUUUGGACCGAGUGCCUCUGCCACCGCUGAAUUUGGAGAAGGAGUCGAUCACCAAGAGCCUGCCGCUGGCUCAGCCUUCCAGACCCGCGCCAGUGAAGCGCCGGUUCUCCAUCACGGAGCUCACCAUGCCGGACAUGCCGCAAACGGCGCGGCGGGCCUCGCAGGCACAGGCGCUGGAGCAGCAUGGCUCGCUCACGGAGAGGCAGGCGGGCCCCCGCCUCUCGGCGAGCGAGUACCCCGAGUCCGCGCGGAUCCUGGGCUACGCCAGGACCGGGGAGUCGCCCGAGAGCCGACCGGCUGAAAAACCGGAACGACCUCACAGAGGUCCAUCGCAGGAGCCUCCUCCCUUCCAACGCCGGGCUUCCGCCAUCCAACUGGAGCUCGAAGCAGUGCUGCCAAGCACCAAGCCCAAGCUGCAGGGAUGGCAGCGAGUCCGGGAAAAGCGGGAUGAGAAGGCGACCGCCUUGGGCCUCAGCCCCGAGCGCGGCCGGGCUCGCAGGGCCUCACUUACUCCGCGGCCGGAGCCGCCUGAGGAGACCUCGUCUCCUGAGACCGACCGAAGGAACUUUGCGCAGCACAUCCAGAUGACGAAGGUGGCACAGGAGCGUCCGAGUCCCCCACGGAGGCCUCCUGGCGUGGUGCCGCAACCCCCCAGCAGCCACCCGGCCGGCGCCGCGGCGGCCGGGCGCGCCAUGCGCCUCAACCUGGCAGUGGGCAAGGCCCCGGCCCCGGCCCAGCCGUUGGACGCCACGCACGCCUUGCAGGAGCUUCGAGCGCGAAAGCCGUCAUCCAAGAAGUCCACGGAGAAGGCCCAGCUCGGUGGAGAUCUGCGCAUCGAUGCAGUGCGCCCCCUUCCGGAGGCCCGCAGCCCGGACCGGGCCCGGCGGCGCCAGAGCCACCUGCCGGAGGCGAAAAGCAAGGAGGCGCCCUUCGCGCCGGACAUGGCCAGUUUGUUCGUGGGCAAAGAGGAGAAGGAGAAGGAGGCGAAGCGACACGAGCGAGAGGUCCGGGAGCGCCAGGCGUCCCCUGGUGAGGCGCCCAGCUUCACGCCCCGGCGGGUGGCCACUGACCGUUUGGACACUGCAGAGGGUAAGCCCUUCGGCUAUUCCCCGGGCAGCACCGUGCGCGACGCGGAGGGCCUGGGAAAUAUGCUUUCAGUGUCCUCCUUGAACGUGGACCCGAAGGUCCGGUCUUCCCAGUCCUUCCACAAAACCGAGGGCAAAGAGGCAGAUGUGUCUCCUUCGAGGUCCCUCCGGGGCAACGCAGAUGACGCUUCGCCGAGGUCGCGGAAGGAAGAAAGGGAAGCCAAGGAGGGGAAGGAUGCAGACGAGUCGCCGACAAGGUCGCUGACGUCACAUAUAGCUUCAGCAAAUGUCUCAAAAGAAGCAGUGCAAAGAGUGGAAGUGCAGCUGGAGAGAGGAGCCGCGCGCAUCAAGGAAGCAGAACUCAUCCCUUCGGAGCCUCCCAAGGAGCCUCCGAAGCCAAAGGAGUCGAAGGAGGGAGAGGCAGAAGUUCUGGUGAAGCGCGUCUGCGAAAGCCUCGACAGGAAGUUUGGCAGCGUGGAUGCCGCUUUCCUCAGCAUGUCCGCGAAGAUGAAUCGCCUGGAGAGAGCGGAGUCGUUGACGGAAGGCGAUGACAAGGAAGACAGGACCUUGCUUCAACUUCGGGGCUGCUUGGUGGAGUCUGGCGUGGGCCACAAGGACGCCACUCUGCUGCUGCAGGCGAUGCGAUCUGGCCUGCCAGGUCAAAUGCCUUCCCUGCAAGAUGUGGCCAACUCCUUGAGGCCCGGGUGCUUGCAGCAAGCGGCGUUGGACCAGGCCAAGAAGAAGAGCGCCUUCUCGCUGAGCGGAAGUGACGAUCCCAACAUCAACCUGGACAGCAUCCGGGGCAUCUCCAACCUGGAUGCCAGGAGCAUCUUGGAGCGUCAGGGCGCACCUGUGAUUCUUCCUCUGCCUGCGCCACCAGGCGCGCGGAGCCGCUCCAACAGCCCGGGCAAGCGUUCCGGCUCCAGCUCCCCCAAGCGGAAUGCCACGCGCUUGGCCGAUUGGCUGUCAAGCUUGCAGAGCUAACCCUCCUUCCAGGUAAGCCUGGCUCCGUUUAGCUUGCACCCUGCCCAUGGGGCCGAGUCAGUUUGCUUUUCGGGAGCGCUUCUUGCUGCGACGUCUUGAAGCCGCCAUGCUCGCUGCUUCGUGGGGUGUUUCACUAACCAAGCCC
Messenger RNA from Effrenium voratum, 3688 nucleotides. NCBI's taxonomy places the organism in Eukaryota, Dinophyceae, Suessiales, Symbiodiniaceae. The record is from the annotation of a GenBank genome assembly.